UUUAUCGAGCCGGAAAUUUGGUGGUAUUACAUGAUAGAACUCAGCUUUUACUGGUCACUAAUGUUCUCCCAGUUCGUGGACACGGUUCGAAAGAGCGCAAAGAUGGCUCGUUACUGCCAUAAGAACGUCCUUUGCAACGUGUUAUUUGUUAUAUUCACGGCUAUUUGGUUCGUCACCAGGUGCGGUAUCUACCCCUUCAAAAUUAUCUACUCGACGACCAUUGAAGCGCCGUCUCUUAUUCAGUUUUUUCCCGUCUACUACAUUUUCAACUGCCUGCUGUUGAUCUUGUUGGUUUUGCAGUUAUUUUGGUCUUUUCUGAUUCUUCGCAUUGCACUGAACGCGGUGCGUAGCGGCGAGAUGGAAGAUGUUCGCAGCGACGACGAGUCGGACGACGAGGAAUGUAAGAACGAUGCAACGAAGGGCUUAAAAAUUAAUGGAUUAAAUAAGAUGGAGAAUAUUGACAGCGACUACAGGUCACAAAACGAGCAGUGUGCGAACAUCGACGUCAUAACGCCAAAUUUCGUUAAGAUGAAUGGUCGUAUACCGAGGGGAUCAGAGAAGGCGAAAAUCACGUGA
Molecule: messenger RNA, 576 nt
Organism: Soboliphyme baturini
Lineage: Eukaryota; Metazoa; Nematoda; Enoplea; Dioctophymatida; Soboliphymatidae
Source: the annotation of a GenBank genome assembly